GAGAGAGAGAUACAGAGUGUGUGUGUCGGGCGGAGGGGUGGAGACGCAGGGUGGGGUCACACAGAGGCGGAGGAGAGAAGCAGAGAGAGAGACUCUGAGCCCAACCCCGAACACGGCAACAAACCCAGCUGCUGAAACGACGCCGCGCACAAAAGCAAAGCGGAUUUUUUUUUUAUUUUUCCCUCCCUCUCUCUUUCUCUCUCUAUCUCUCACAUACACAAACUAGGGCCGACAUGAUCGAGGAGACUCUCUGAGACCAAACCCGACUGUCGUUUCUUCUUUUUUUUAUUUUUUAAAAAUUUACCCCCUUUUCUUUUCCUCCUCCGAAAGCUGGAGCUUAAAAAAACAACUUGUUAUUCAAAUCCACCACCACCACCACCACCACCUCCCCGCCCGCUGCACUCCACCCCUCCGUACCGCUGCACCCCAUCUUAGCUACCGAGAUGCACACGGAGGCUCGCAAUAAGAAAUGCCAGACGAAUCCUGAGAAAUCCAACGUUGCUACCUCAGAGCCUUCCAAGGAGAUGCCAUCCAUACAGAUCAAGCCUGAGCCAGAGGAGGUGGAGUGCACGGUGAAGCAAGAGCCUGAGGACGAUUGCCCAGAGCCGACAGACCUGAAGCUGAAGUCCUCUCCUCCUCCUCUCUGCAUCAUCAGCACGCACUCUGUCGAUGCUGACCAGACUGAGCCUGUGGAUCUGUCGCUUAAUAAGCCCCGCCCCUCACUACCCAUCACCGCCACACCCAUGGUCAUGCCAGUCAAACCUGCGGCGGUGACGGGCACGAUCACCACCAGCACCACGCUCCCGGCCGUCCUGGCGUCCUCGGGCUCCAUCCUGGCUCAGGGUGUUGGAGGACAGCAGAUCCUACACGUCAUCCACACCAUCCCCUCACACGUCGCGGGCAAAAUGGGCCAGCUUCAGACCAUCCCUCUGGUGGUACAGUCACUGCCUGUCGUCUACACGGCCGUGCCUGCUGAUGGAGUGCCCACCGCCGCCACCGCCAUCACCGUGCCUCUCAUCGGCACAGAUGGCCGCUCCGAAGGGUCAGUGCGGAUUAAGCCUGGCUCGACGUCCCCGGUGGAGUACCAGAGUGACAGCGAUGCAGAGAGUGGUACAGAGUCCGGAUCAGCUUCCUUCAGAACACAGAGCAUGGACAACAGCUUAAGCACAGACGUGGACAUCCAAGCAGAUCCCGACUCACCUGACAUGAAAAGACGACGAGUGCACAUGUGCGACUACGACGGCUGCAACAAAGUGUACACCAAAAGCUCUCAUCUGAAAGCUCACCGCAGGAUACACACAGGAGAGAAACCGUAUCAGUGUACGUGGGAAGGCUGCACAUGGCGUUUCGCCCGCUCCGACGAGCUGACGCGUCACUUCCGCAAGCACACGGGCAUCAAGCCGUUCCGUUGCACUGACUGCGACCGAAGCUUCUCCCGCUCCGACCAUCUAGCCCUUCAUCGGCGCCGCCAUGUCAUGAUGUGAGCCUGGGUCGGUUUUAGCCCCGUUUCCUCUCCUUUCCUCAGAAGACUCUGCCCCCCCUCUCCCCUCUCCCUCUCCUUCUCCCCCCCAGCAGAAAGGGCUGAGAGAACUGUGAACUGUCCCUUACCUUCCUCAGAGCCGCAUACGAUGAAGAUAACGCCGCAUGUCUUUGGGGUUCUUGUACCUACAAAGUCACCUAACACGCUUCAAAUCAGACAAACAAAAACAAACAAAAGCCGCUCAUCCGUCCAGUCCUCAUUUAUACCGGGCUACGCCAUUUAUCCCAACGCUCGCUUCAGCAGGGAAGCUGCAGAACCCGUGAGAUGCAGCGAUUAAAACAGACUGAAGGGCUGAGAGUUUGUCUGAAACCGUCCGAGAGAAGAGAAGAGAAGGACCAGAUGACGGAGGGCGCGAAAAGAGAAGCGAUAGGUUUUUAACCACAGGUUUACAAAAUCUCUUCUCAUCAUUUGAGUUGUAUGUUUUACCGAAACAUUUUAGUCUUUUUAGACACUUUUUUUGUUUUGUUUGCAUGUACUAACUUUUUUUGUGUUGAGAUGGUUGUGUAGCUGAACGUCAACAUGUGUUUUUUUUUUUGUUUCCUUUUUAAAAUGAAUUUCUACUCGCUAUUUUAUGAACAAACGUUUCGCCGUUCUGACUUUUUAUCAGCUUUCCAUCCUACACCACCACCUGAGAGGGAGAGAGCAAAGACUGUGAAGUUUCUAGAAUUCCAUUUU
Tachysurus fulvidraco (yellow catfish) is the source of this 2215-nucleotide messenger RNA. It is a transcript of the gene klf8, whose product is annotated as Kruppel-like factor 8. Gene Ontology annotation, molecular function: DNA-binding transcription factor activity, RNA polymerase II-specific; RNA polymerase II cis-regulatory region sequence-specific DNA binding. The transcript has 6 exons. Bases 444 to 1484 code for a protein of 346 amino acids. Gene Ontology annotation, biological process: regulation of transcription by RNA polymerase II. Lineage: Eukaryota; Metazoa; Chordata; Actinopteri; Siluriformes; Bagridae. The record is from RefSeq and is a predicted model, not a curated record.